Molecule: messenger RNA, 258 nt
Organism: Rotaria sp. Silwood2
Lineage: Eukaryota; Metazoa; Rotifera; Eurotatoria; Philodinida; Philodinidae
Source: the annotation of a GenBank genome assembly
AUCGAAAAAUUUUUCCAACAAAAGAAAUAUCUUCAUUCAUUAAAUAAUCAUUUUGAUUUAUAUGAAUCUCAAAUUAUUGCUGUCUUACCAGAUAAUACAUCAAAUGCAUUACGACGAUUUAUUGAAGCUCUCUUCAUCACACAUGCUGAAACAAAAUUGAAUACUUUGGGUCAUUUAGACGAUGAAGAUUUAACAAUUCAUAUACAAUCAACCAAUGAAUUAUGUUUUGAAAAUCUUAUUCGUCGUCCAUUGAAUUAG